GGCGGCGGCGGGAGGAUGCCUCGCGCCCUGCGGAGGUGCCAACGGCCGCAGCGCGCCCCGGGCCGCGCCGGGGCCGCGUGAGAACCGAGCCCGCGCUGACCGAGGCCCGGGCCGGAUGGCACUGCGGGCUGGGGCGCGGACCGCCGAGCGGCCGUCGAGACGUUUUCCGCUGGCCCCAGCUGUGUGGACGGGGCCACACGCCCCCUGACCCACCACGGCUCUUGCGUGCAUAUUCCAGUGCUGCUUCUGUGCGAGAGCCCCGCCGAGCCGCCGCGCGCUCAGCGCCGGCCCCGCGCUGCGCGAGGAGUGCCCCGCAGACAUGGUGAAGAUGACCAAGUCCAAAACCUUCCAAGCUUAUCUGCCAAACUGCCACCGCACGUACAGCUGUGUCCACUGCAGAGCCCACCUGGCCAAUCACGACGAGCUCAUCUCCAAGUCCUUUCAGGGAAGCCAGGGCCGCGCCUACCUCUUCAAUUCUGUGGUGAACGUGGGCUGCGGCCCUGCCGAGGAGAGGGUCCUUCUCACCGGCCUGCACGCCGUCGCAGACAUCUACUGUGAGAACUGCAAAACCACGCUCGGGUGGAAAUACGAACACGCCUUUGAAAGCAGUCAGAAAUAUAAGGAAGGGAAAUUUAUCAUUGAGCUUGCCCACAUGAUCAAAGACAAUGGUUGGGAGUAAAGCGAAGGCUUCCUGUUCUCUUCUGAAUCCUGUUUUGCGAGAGACUUUAUUGGAAUGGAAACAGGAGCGUCCUGGAUGACUAUUUCUUGAACUUGAACCUUGCAAGCCUGCCUCUUCCGGCCGUUCCCAUGGGUAAGGCUCCAUUUGGUCUAUGUCCUCUUCAUGUAUGUGGUCGUUUCAGAAACGUUCCAGUGACCCUUUUCUAGUGUCUCAAAUCCUAGAGGAAGAAUUAACCAGC
This is a messenger RNA of Myotis lucifugus (little brown bat), 917 nucleotides long. It is a transcript of the gene YPEL1, whose product is annotated as yippee like 1. Bases 320 to 679 code for a protein of 119 amino acids. The transcript is spliced from 5 exons. NCBI's taxonomy places the organism in Eukaryota, Metazoa, Chordata, Mammalia, Chiroptera, Vespertilionidae. The record is from RefSeq and is a predicted model, not a curated record.